AUGGGUGGCAGGAGGUGUGCAUGUUGCACGACAUGUCCCUGUUGCCCAGGGUAUAAUUGGUGCGUUGUCUGCUUAAGAUGGCAACGAUCCUUGUUUAGCAAACAAUCAAAGGAAUGCUGCAUGUGUUGGCGUUUCCUGUUCUCCAGUGAACGGAACUGUGACUGCUGCCACUGCCCACAUGUCGAAGAUUCAAGGUGCCAGUGGUGCCACUGCUCAUGUGCAGAGAACCCUAAUUGCCGCUGCUGUUGCUGCUCCUGUGCCAAUAACAGACACUGCAAGUGGUUGUGUUGUACGGAUGAGAACAAUGACUGCCAGUGCUACGAAAGCAGAUGCUGCAAUUACCUCGCCUAUUUACCGUACAGGCACCGGUAUAGAGCCAAACUGCGCAGAAUGGAAGGCGAUCCAUCUGCAAUUUCACUGGAAAAGGAACCAUCAGGACAUGCAUUUAUUGAUCAGCUUAUUUGUCCAGUGUGCCAACGGUUGUUUCUCCGCCCAUUCAUGUUGCCAUGUAAUCACUGCAUUUGCGAUCAGUGUAUAAUGAGGACCCAACUUAGGUCCGAGGUCACAGAAAACUUCUACAUCAUCACAUGCCCAACUUGCAAGAAAGCACACUUCCUCCCAUUUGCUAAGAAAAUACAGCUGAGGAUGAAUUACCUAAGGGCCAGAUUGGCUAGGGCAUAUAUGCGCCGAUAUGGUUUCCUAAGGUGGAGGUUUGACAGAAGCCAUGAACCAGUUUAUUGCCAACUUUGCGACCUGCGGCGCAAGGCCACCAAGAGAUGUGUGACAUGUCAACUGAAUUACUGUAACAUUUGCUUGAGGAACUUUCAUCAGGAUGUCUCCUAUCAAAAUCAUGUCUAUUCCAAAAUCGGUGAUGAAAUCUGGGAAGAAAAAAACUGCCUGAUACAUGCUGAUUCAAUGCUCUCCAAAUACUGCCUUGAUGACCAUGAACUAAUUUGUGAAUAUUGCGCUGAUGCACAUCACACUGAUCAUGAUACAGCUGCUUUGCCAGUGGCAUGUUCGAAAAUGUCUGGUGAAUUAUUCAAUGCUAUUGCAAAGUUUAAAAAAGUCCGAUAUGUCAUUGAUAACGAUCUAAUGGAGAUCCUUGUAUUAAAAAACAAUUUUAAGUCCUAUAAAGAAACGAAAAGGAGGGAGAUCAGGAAUGGUUUCAUCAGGUUACGGAACAUACUUCUGGAUCGAGAGAAAGACAUGAUGGAGGCAGUAGAAAACCUUGAAAUUCAAAAACAGCAGGCACUUUAUGAGUUUGCAGAAUACACAGCAAAGAAAAUUCACGAGAUGGACAGCCUCAUGCAGUAUUCCAAGGAAGCUUUAAAGGAAAACAGCCAACUUGCAUUCCUUCAAUCUGCAAAUUCCCUUAUAAAUGAAAUAGAAGACUCAAUGGCUAAUAUUUACCAACCUAGCCCACAUCUCAGGGAAGACCCUAUUAAGCAUCUUAAAGUCAACUUUGAUGAACUUGCAGCCAACUUAGAUGGCAUUUUCCCAUCAUUUACAACUAGACAAUAUUAUGAAAAACUAAACAAAUGCCCUUAUCCUUGCAGCUCUGAUGUUAUGAUCCCAAGGCUUGUUUCCAGUGCGCACGUUCCAAACGCACUAGGAAUGAACCGAAGUCAGUCUUUAGCAUCCUUUGCUUCAUUGGCUGAUAGAAGUACAAUAGGCAGUGAGAUGGGUAUAAGGCCCAAAUCAUUACCUCCUAAUGUGAGAGAUAGUGGCAUGUAUGCAGUUUGGCAUGCGUCACCAGAUGCUGCAAGAAAUGGAAGAAGCUAUGAAACCCGUGGUAUUUAUUACAAUCCAGAAUUACUUGAAGAACCUCCUUCUUCAAUUCCUGGCCUUGUUGUUGUUUACCAAACACUUGUCUAUCCCACUGUGGCUAAGAUUUACUGGACGUGUCCUACAGAACAAGUAGAGAGCUUUGAGGUUGCUUAUUAUGAAGUAAUUGAUGAAGGUGCAGCUGAAAAUUUAAUCCAGCCACAACUUGUAGGAGUACUGACAGGGAUUGUACAACAGAAUCUGGAAAUACAUAAUCUGACACCUAAUACAGAAUACCUCUUUAAAGUUCGAGCUGUCAAUGACAAUGGAGCAGGCGAAUGGAGUGACAUUUGUAAGGUGGUGACUCCAGAGAUGCGUGGGAAAGUCAAAGGCAGAUGGGGACUGCUGCGAAACGUUCAGGCUGCGUUCCAAAGACAUUCCUGA
This is a messenger RNA of Elgaria multicarinata webbii, 2208 nucleotides long. It is a transcript of the gene TRIM42, whose product is annotated as tripartite motif containing 42. The record is from RefSeq and is a predicted model, not a curated record. NCBI's taxonomy places the organism in Eukaryota, Metazoa, Chordata, Lepidosauria, Squamata, Anguidae. Gene Ontology annotation, biological process: protein monoubiquitination. Gene Ontology annotation, molecular function: zinc ion binding; protein binding; ubiquitin protein ligase activity. Bases 1 to 2208 code for a protein of 735 amino acids. The transcript is spliced from 5 exons.